CAAAACUGACCAUGGCUUAUAUUACUUGACAACAAACAAAAGGGCAUAAUUAGGAGAGUCUGUGAUUAACCGUAAUUUAGAUCAUUUCAAAUUUAAAUCUAUCACAAUAAGGAAUUUAUAUCAAGAAUAUGGAGCAGAUCCUCAUAGCCCUAUUAGCAGUAUGUGCUUUAAAUGCAGUUUCUUCUCACAGACUGUGUAAAUUUGAUAGUGACUGUGAUAACUUGGGAGACCUGAUAUGCAUGAAGUCCGGCUGCGACCAUGGAGUAUGCGGGUGCAGUAGAGGCAAGGCAGCAAGAUUUUAUGGCUCAGAGAAAAACUUUUUAUGUGUGGACAUUAAGAAGAUUGGGGAAAGUUGCUCUACAGAUGGGCUAGGACCACUUGGAGUAUGUGGAGCAAGUAACUCCUACUGCAACAGUGAGACAAACCGAUGUGACUGCAAUAGUGGCUAUGUCUCUGUAUGGGGAGGAGAAAGAUGUGCCAACUCAAAUCCAGAGGUAGGCCCAUCUGGAACCUGUAGCAGCUCCUUUGAUGGGGGAAGUUGUAACAACUUUGGAGGCUCCUCAACAUGCCAGUCAGGUUCCAGUCCCUACUCCAGCUAUGGUUAUGGAAAUGGUUUCUUGUCCAUGUAUCCUUCAUGUUCCUGUCCUCAGGGGUAUAGGACUAACCUCAGGAAUGAUGUAAGCCUAUCUCUGGGGUUUCAUGGCAAGAAGUACCCAACAUGUGAACCAAUUCUUCAUGAUGAACUGUGCAUAGUGGAUGCUGACUGCCUCUCACCUACAAUGGUGUGUAGAAAUAAUAAAUGUGCCUGUGAUAACACAACCCAUGUGCCAGACUACUCCAAAAUGAACUGUGGUGUUGCUGUGGGAAAAGAUAUAGAUUGUGGUGCUGUAUCCGAUGAGGUAUGUGAUGGAUCUAGUGGUCUGGUUUGCCUACAUGGGACAGGCUUCUGUGACAUAAACCCAAACAUGACCAUUAGUAAAUGCCGAUGUGGACCCACCCACACAGAGAGUGGCUCCUCAUGCACAGAGAUUGGGACAGGAGGGACUUGCUAUGGUGAUAUGAAUUGUAAAGCCAUAAGCAAGAAUGCAAUAUGUGUUGACGGGGCAUGCCAGGAUGGUGCCAUGACUGUGGUCUUUAAUAUGGCUUUACUAUGUCUCACACUCGCUGUCACUCUCCAAAUGUGACUCCAAUCAUCUGUAUAACAUAAUCUGGGACAAUCAAGAAUAUAACAGUAAUACAAAUAAAAAAGCAUAUCAAGAAGCAACAGCUUCACUUUUGUAGUAUAGUGGACAUUGAUCAAAAUAUUGAAUUCAUACCAUUGAUAUUCAUUUGUUACAUGUCCGAAAAUGCCUUGAUUCAUGAGAAAGUUUGAGGGUUUUGAUCAAUGUAGUCUGGAUUUACUCCUCCAAGCAUUCUCACCAAACAAACAAUAUAGAUAUUUGUAAAUACAAUAUGCGCUAUCUGGGUGUAAAUGUUUACUGUAUAUAUAUAUUAACUUGUAAAUAAAUCAUUAUUGCAGCACUUUAGUCAACAUUUAUGUACAUAAAGUUCAGUGUUAAUAUUAUGUCUCCAUGAAUAUAUUACAAUAUUAUUGAUUUCACAAAGAGCAAUUUAUAGCAAACUAUCAAAAAAUGUUUGUCUAGAAUAGUUGAGAAAUUGAGUUGAUAAAGGUUUUAAAGCAUUGAGAGUUUGGAUUAGGUUGUGCUUUAUGGUAUGUAGAUUAAUCAUAUUUAAAGUCUGACAAAAUCACAAUGGCAAUAAAAAAUUGUAAAUACACCUCUUUACAUGUAGGUGCAAUUAGGGCACUCCAGUUCUUAGAGUGAAAAAUAAA
Messenger RNA from Owenia fusiformis, 1831 nucleotides. Lineage: Eukaryota; Metazoa; Annelida; Polychaeta; Sabellida; Oweniidae. The record is from the annotation of a GenBank genome assembly.